Tachysurus vachellii is the source of this 2005-nucleotide messenger RNA. RefSeq names its product G-protein coupled receptor 135. Gene Ontology annotation, molecular function: G protein-coupled receptor activity. Gene Ontology annotation, biological process: G protein-coupled receptor signaling pathway. The record is from RefSeq and is a predicted model, not a curated record. Lineage: Eukaryota; Metazoa; Chordata; Actinopteri; Siluriformes; Bagridae. Gene Ontology annotation, cellular component: membrane. The coding region runs from base 234 to 1574 and encodes 446 amino acids. The transcript has a single exon.
AGAGCUGCUGCUGCUUCAUCAGAGCUAAAGAAGAAGAAAAAUGUUCCUGCGAAAGGAGACGUUCUGUUUGAGAAGACCUCCUGUACCAUCGGAGGUUCCUCUGGGGUUGAUGUGUGGUCCAGUUACGGUUUAAAUCACUAUCUGUAAUCCAGUGUCUCAGGCUGAGGCUCAGCACAUGAUUGUGAAAGGGAUGAGUUCUCUCCGGCCGUGUGGCUGCUCCUCGAUCGUGUCCAAUGGAUGCGAGCCUCAGCAUCAUGACCACAGCGCUGGACAACAUGUCGACUUCGGCCCUGAUCUGGGAAACGGGGACGACGAGUUCUCUGGUUCCUCAGAUUGCAGCUGUGAACAGCACAUCUGGAGUGACACCUCUGGAGGUCUCAGAGGGAAGCUCAGUGCUGCGAGGUAUAGCCGUGGCCGCUCAAGCUCUCCUCCUCCUGGCCAUCUUUCUGCUGUCCAGUUUAGGAAACUCUGCCGUGGUGAUAGUGAUCAUCAAACACCGGCAGCUCAGGACGGUUACCAACGCCUUCAUCAUGUCUCUUUCGCUGUCUGACUUCCUCACAGCUGUGCUCUGCCUUCCCUUCUCCUUCAUCAUGCUGUUCAGUAAGGACGGCGCAUGGAUAUUUGGCGAGCGUUUCUGCAUCGCCAACGGGUUUUUCAACACCUGCUUUGGGAUCAUCUCUACGCUCACCAUGACGCUCAUCUCCUUCGAUCGUUAUUAUGCUAUCGUCAGGCAACCGCAGGAGAAGAUUGGGAGGAAGAAGGCCAUCCAGCUGCUGGUGGCCGUCUGGAUGUCGGCGGUGAUCUUCUCUUUCCCGUGGUAUCUCCUCGUACGGACGUCAGAGCACCUCGUCAUACACAAGCGUGGAUUUUACCACUGCAUGUACGUCUUCCACUCGGGGACGUCUCGCAUGGGCACGGUGUACAGCGUCUCCCUAAUCGUCGUGUGCUACCUCCUUCCAUUUGCACUUAUGUGCUUCUGCCACUACAACAUCUGCAAAACGGUGCGUCUCUCAGAGAUCCGGGUGCGACCUGUCACCACGUACGCACACCUGCUCCGCUUCUACAGCGAGAUGAGAACGGCUACGACCGUGCUCAUCAUGAUCGUCUUCAUCAUAUUCUGCUGGGGACCCUACUGCCUCAUGGGGAUCGUCACGGCCAUCGGAAACUACGCCUUCAAUCCUGCCAUGGACGCCGUGGCCGUGUGCAUGGCGUGGGCCAACGGCGCCAUCAACCCACUUAUUUAUGCUAUGAGGAACCCCAACAUCUCUAUGCUGCUGGGUCGGAGCCGUGAGGAAGGGUACAGGACUAGAAAUGUCGCGGCUUAUCUGUCUGCUCAGACUCGAACGCGCAGACGAUCAGUAUCCCGCUCGCACGCAAUACGAGAGCGCUACAUUACAGGAACACGUGCUGGUGGAAACAGUCGAGUGUCAUCUUCAAGCCCAGCUAACGGUGGAGAAGUGGCCAUGUGGGCGUGCAAGAACCCAGCCGUGUUCUUCUGCACAGAUGCACAUCUCGACACGGCCACCGAGCUCGGACAUGAACCAAAACACAACACGGCCAACACCAGUCUCUGAUCUCUGACAUGUUUCCAAUGGCUCAUAUAACUUAGUUUCUAAACAUAUAUAAGUAGCAGGACUGGCGUUUUGAAUGUCAUUCACAUUGAUGUUUACAUCAUUUUUGAAGUGCCAAACUCUACACCAGGGUGCGAGCAAUCGCAUCACAACACUGUGGAUGAAUCGAAACAUAACAUUUUGGGCGCUUUAAUAUGGGGAGACGAGGGGCGGUCCUAACACUUUUUAUUGUUUAUUUAACCUUCCUCUUCAUGCGUCACCAUAUCUGGUUAUGUGAUUGCACUUUAGGUGUUUAAACUGUUAAAAGUGUCGUGUCAUUACAGUGUUACACAAUGGCAGUGUUACAAUGUUACACAAUCACAGUGUUACACAAUGUCAGUGUUACAGUGUUACACAGUGGCAGUGUUACAGUGUUAGUGUUACACAGUGGCAGU